AUGCCGCCUUUUCGUCAUAUACUUUCACAACCUGUUGUAGAUACCAAUAAUACUGAGAAUACUAAAAACACCCGAACAAAUAUGCAAACUUCUUUGAAUAAACCACAAGAUUCUUCAGCUAUUCGUCAUGCUUUAAAACCUCCUUGUGUUUGUUCUUAUUGUGAUGCCAAGCUUUUUUCAGGUGAAACUGGAGGAAUAUGUUGUGUUAGUGGGAAAAUUAAAUUGGCUUCAACUGAACAUGCUGCACCUUUAAGUGAUUUAUUUAUAAGACUUGACAAAAUGGGAAAUGAAUUCCGUGUUAAUAUUUGUGCUUAUAAUAGUGUUUUUGCUUUCAUGUCUAUGGGAGAUGGAGUAUAUACAUUUCGGGUUCAUGGUGGAAUAUAUCACUCUAUAGAGUCUCUUCUUCCAGAUAAUGAAACACCAAAAUUUCUUCAGUUAUAUAUUAAUGAUACUGAAAAUGAAACAGAAAACAGGCUUACUAUAAUGCGAAUCAUGGCAUGGAUCAACAAAUAUAUAACACUCCAACAGCUUCGCAAGUUGCUGUAUAUUGUUGAUAACUAUGUUAAAAUUGAGUUUGAGCGACUUAAUUAUUUACGAUUGAAUCAAGAUAAACUUUGUAGAGAGCUUUACCAAGGCUUGCAUGAUUCUUACCACUCAGGAGUAACAGAUGCAUCAAAAGUUGGUGCUUGGACAAUUUUGCCUUCAUCUUUUAUAGAAAGUCCACGUGAUCUAUAUCAACAAUAUCAAGAUUCGAUGGCAUUAGUUCAAACGUUUGGCAUGCCUGAUUUAUUCAUUACGGUUACUUGCAAUCCCAAGGAAUAUUUUUGA
Dentiscutata erythropus is the source of this 828-nucleotide messenger RNA. The record is from the annotation of a GenBank genome assembly. NCBI's taxonomy places the organism in Eukaryota, Fungi, Glomeromycota, Glomeromycetes, Diversisporales, Gigasporaceae.